This is a messenger RNA of Portunus trituberculatus (swimming crab), 2704 nucleotides long. RefSeq names its product ankyrin-1-like. The transcript has 4 exons. Lineage: Eukaryota; Metazoa; Arthropoda; Malacostraca; Decapoda; Portunidae. The record is from RefSeq and is a predicted model, not a curated record. Gene Ontology annotation, cellular component: cytoplasm; nucleus. Gene Ontology annotation, molecular function: protein binding. The coding region runs from base 531 to 1679 and encodes 382 amino acids.
CUCUUUGAUAGUACACCUGCUACUUUCCUUACUUUAUUUACUUAUAGAACACUGAUCAAUAUCAAAUUGCAAAUAGGGUAAAAAAUAUGGGCACAAUUGAUCUUUGAAGCCAAAUUCACAUCAGCUGACAUUUGUAAACAAAAACAGUAAACGACAUGGCUCAGUUUGGAAUAUUUUAUUUAAUUUCUUCGUGAGGCUGUAUCAUUCUGACUAGUUUUAGAAAAAAUGGAUUAAUUUCAUUGUAAAAUUAAAAUGCUUCCAGGGUUUAAAAGUAGUAAGCAUGACUCUCCAUAAGUUUUCUGGCAGUAACAUUUAAGAGUGGUCAGUGUGAAGUGGGCGGUGGACGCUUGGUUACAAGGGUAUUUUUGCUUGCUUUCUUCCCUCAAGGUGCCCUUUUUGUUUUAUUUGUCCCAGGUAAAGUUACUGAUUUCCCCCUACUUACAAGCUCGCCGUAGAGAAGAGUGAGCUCUGCAAAACAAAGGAAAAGGGAUCUCAGAAAAUAUAAUUAGGAAAGGAGUGAGGUGUGAACGAUGAAAGCACUACGGCCUUGGACCCUCAACUCCCAGCUGCUGGUGGCGAUUAAAAAUAAUGACGUCCCUCGAGCACAUCAGUUGUUUCAGGCUGGUGUUGACACAGACACACGCUUCUCUAUAAACUCACAGAAGCGGCCAGCCCUCUGUCUGUGUGUGGAAAACAAUGCCUCUGAUAUGGUUCAGCUCCUGGUGGAGUUAGGAGUUAGCAUCAAUCAAGGAGAUUCUGUAGGCCUAACUCCACUUCAUCUUGCUUGUACACAUGGCUACCCUAACCUUGUUGGUCUUCUCCUGAAGGCUCGUGCAAAUGUGAAUGCCCGUAGUCACCAAAACCGUACUCCACUCCACCUAGCAGCUAUGAGAGGCAAUCAAGUCAUAACAGAAAUGUUACUCACCCAUGGAGCAAAUGUCAAUGUUACUGAUGAAGAUGGUCGUUCACCAUUGCACUAUGCUGUUUCUUCAGCUAAUUCUGAAAUUGUUGAACUAUUGUUAGCAGCCCAAGCAUGUCCCACAGAGAUGGACAUACACGGUAAUACAGCGCUUCAUUACGCUGUUGAUGUGAGUGGUGUUACGGCUUCUACUGUGCGAAAACUAUCUAAAACUUUCCCUGGGGCUGUCAGUGUUGCAAACAGUGGCAUGGAAACACCAUUGCACAUUGUUGUUCGCAGUGGGCGCCAUGAUGCAGAAGAUGUUCUAAGAGCCAUCCUAGAAGUUACCACCAAAGUUGCUUUAAACACCCAAGGUUCUCUAGGGCACACAUCUCUGCAUAUUGCUGUCUUGGAGCAUCGUCUUAAGCUCCUGCAACUGCUUCUCACUGCAGGGGCUGACACCAACACUGAAGACCAUCUGGGACAUAGCCCAUUAGUAUCAGCUGCCAGGGAUGAAAACUUAGGUGCUGUUGCCCUGCUGUUGGCAGGAGGAGCUCGCACUAAACGGUUAAUACAGGGUGGUGUUGUAGAGGGUGACAUACACAAUAUGGGCAUUCGUACGUUACUAGAGGAAGCAACACGGCAACCACCACAGCUCUCAGGACUUUGUCGACGAGCCAUCACAGUUCAUCUUGGGCCUGCUGCUCUUCAAACCAUAGAAAAAGCUACCUUGCCAUCUGUUUGGCGGGAAUUUCUUACUUUUCAGUCAAUCAGCAUUUGAGUAAUUUCAUACUGUAUAUUGUUCUUGAGAAUUAUUAUAUUUACAAAAUUAUAGAUCUGAACUUUCUCAAGGAUAUUACAUAGUAAUUACAUAUAUCAAAGUGCAGUCUUUAAAACCAGAUAAAAAAACUUGAAUACUGUAAGUAGGUUAUAUAUACUUACAUUGGUAACAAAAUAUGGGCAUUACUGUAUUUCCUGCAUAUACAUAGAGCAGUUCAUUUUAAACAUCUUAAUAUUACUGUAAUCUAGUAUAUAUAAAUGUUGAUUUUCAGCAGGAUCUAAUGAUAUCACAUAAUCUAAGUGCAGUGUGAUUGAACCUACAAGUUUGAGAUUGAAUUGUUGAUGCUAGUCUCUGUUCACUUAGAAAGGAAUAGGUAUAUGCAACCUGCUAACACUGUCUAAAUGUCCCAAGCCAGCAUGGUGCGCUCACUCACAAAACUUUGUAAUUAUCAGGGAGGCAUUGGCAUUUCAUUGAAUCAAUAUGUUGCUGAUGAUAGAAAGAUGAAUAAAUAGAAAUAAUAAUGAGAGUUGAUAAUGUUUCAAAGAGGAUAGUGUGAUUCUACCACAUGCACAUGCAAAGUGUCAUUCCAAAGAAAGGAAAAUAUUGCCCCCAUGUAGAAGUACUAGUACAUAAAUGUGUAGUCAUCUUUAUACUAGUACUACUUCCAAGUGAGAGAGAGAGAGAGAGAGAGUACUGUUGCAGUUUGUAGAUGCUAAGUAUUAGCAAUUCUUUUCUCCACUUGAAGAUCACUUGUCAUUGAAUAAACAAAGAUACUGGCAAGGGAAUGUGCAGUGCACUAUACUACUUAUAGUCAUGUUUUUCAGGUUACAAUUUUUGUUAACUUCUAAAUGUGUACCUGUAUAUUGUCAGUGGAUAUUUAUGUAAGUGUGCCAUAACUUAAGGUCACUGAAAUUUGCUUUUUAUUCAGUAUCACAUUGAAUCCUACCUCCAUCAUAUAUGUUACUCAUAGAAUGAAUGUAUCAUAACUCAUCAAUGCCUUGUAUCUUCAAUAAUUUAUAAUUUAU